This is a messenger RNA of Batrachochytrium dendrobatidis JAM81, 3597 nucleotides long. RefSeq lists its product as uncharacterized. Bases 1 to 3597 code for a protein of 1198 amino acids. The record is from RefSeq and is a predicted model, not a curated record. The transcript has 9 exons. Lineage: Eukaryota; Fungi; Chytridiomycota; Chytridiomycetes; Rhizophydiales.
AUGUCAUUAGAUAUGGGUUCAACACCCUAUGCAGAUACAGAGCUGAAAGAACAGUCAACAGAACACCAAAAAAUCAGCGAAUUGUCUCAAAAUAUUGCCAUCAGCGCCAUUGCGGAGCAGUUUUUGGAUGUCCCAGAAGUCAGUUUGGAAAUGCGAGCAUAUCUGGUUCAAACCACACUUCCAACAGUUGUAUUAUCACUCGAAAAAUUGAUUAUCGAAGUGGAGAGACGCAAAAACCUUGAAUGCGAUGGUAUAGACAAGAGCUUGAAAAAUGAAUGCUCCAGGUCCAUUGAGCUUGCCGACUCUCAAACAACUUUAGACGACGCAACCAAUAUGCAAUACGAUUUACCCAAGGAUAGAUUUGACGCGCUCAACUGGCUUGCACAACACUUGUUUCGAAACAAUCCUACAUACUCCAACUUUUCCGAAGAAACAUCAUCACCAUAUGUCAAAAGCAUAAAGGCUGUAGCCGAAGGACUUUAUAAAAAAAUAUCAGAUUUGGUUGCUUUCAAGGAAGCAAAAAAAAUUGCAGACGAGUUGGCCAAGCAGGAUGAGAUUGAAAGAAUUAAACUUGCUCAGAUUGCACGAAUCGACGAAAACAGGCGCAUCUUUACUAGCUUGCUUGGCUCAACAUUCAAAAUUUGGACUACAUCUAUAUGGAGAAAACAGCCAGGAGUGCUUUACCGUUCAGAGAUUAUUGAAGAGUUCAAAAGUGUAGCGCAAACUACCGAUAUUCAGUCAUGUCCGGAGCUAUACGCUAAAGUGAUUGAGCAGUGCGAAUAUAUCUCAAAGGAAAAAUCCAGCAUGAACAUUGAUAUUCCUCCAAACAAUUUACUGUUUGAUCCAUCCGAGCCAAUCUAUGCCCUGGAUCCAGCAGCAGUAGAACGAUGGGACUGCAAUUUUUUUACAAAGAUGAAUCUUAAACUUAUGUGCAUGUGGAGCGUCAAUGAACUAACCAAUUUUCUUCGAGUUCUCUCAUCAAAAGUCAGUGGUCACAGCACACUGCUCAAUACAGUAUAUAAAGAACAUCUGUACGUACCCAAAUUCAAACUUUCUCCAAACUCUACCGUCAAUGAUUGGCUUGAAGCACUGUUGCCAAUUUCAGAGGUGUUGAAGCUGGACGAUUCGAUUCACGAGGAUGCAGCCUCUAAAGCAUUCAAAGACUUUUGUUUGGGAAAAUCCAAUCCGCGAUUCCAGAAUGAGACUGAUACAGACAUUACCGCAGAUUCUGACGACACUGUGGCGGUAUCGGAGAGUAUUUAUAAAGGUUUUGCUAAAGGAAUUUUAGGAGAAUUUGGCACUGAUUUGUUCUGCAGUCUAAUGACUCAAAUCAAAAAAGAAGUCGAGGAAGAGCAGAUUCAUGCCGAAAAGCGUACAGCGCGAGCUAAUGCUGCCAUAACAGCGUCUCAAAUAAGCUCUGCCGUAAAAGCACAGCUGGAAACAAAAAAUCAAGCUCUUGAUCAAAUAGGCAGCUUUCUUGCUUGCCUUUUAGAGCCAAGUGGAGUUUUGCGAGUUGGAUACCUUAUCAAAAUUCUCACUAUUAUCAUUGAUAAUCCUGAUAUUUCUCCUACAGUAUUGAAACUUUUAUCUAGUAUCAGAUCACACCUUGGAUCGCUUGAAACAGUGUCUAUAAAAGAAAUGCUGAUCAAAAUUGAAUCCAUAUGUGAAUCUGAUAUUCAAGGGCUGGCUGAAAUGGUUCCAUUGCUGACGUGGGCACUCGAUGUGGUGACGAGCAAAGCUGCAGAGUCUAAAGAAAAUACAUUUUCUCGAUCUAAAAUUGAACAGGAAGCACUGGAAGAAAUUGAAACAAUGGCAUUGCAAACUGAUUUAUCUGUUUCCACUGCUUGCAACGCUUUUAUCAAUGUUCUAGAAAAUGCAUUUCAAAAAAUUCAUCCAAAUAGCAAGGCAUUUGGCCGAGUUUCGUUGGUUGAAACUGCUCUCACCGGAUUGACUAAUGGACACGAUAAGCUUACCGAUGAAGAUUUAAUUGCUUCAAGUGGAGUUAUCGAAUCAUUUAUGCGCACAGUAGCUACCAGCAAGGAGCUCAGAUCUACUCAUUUGGGACUAACCACAAACGAAGGCUCUGGCAUUGACUACCAUAUUAUUUUACUUGAAAAUAAUGUUUUAAUUGAGGAUGUGGCAUCAAAUGCAAUGCUGUCGGAAGAUUCAUUUGUAACAGCGGUAACUAAAAACAUUCAAUCUAACGAGCAAGCUAAAUUUAUGGGUGUCUCUUUGGUUUCAGCGCAAGAUAAACCAUUUGGCGCAUUUGAUAUGGUUAUGUGUGGACCUGAAAUACUUACUCGCGCUGAUAUGGAUUUUUCCAAGCUUGCGGUAUCUCGAUUAGUAAGUCUUUUAACCCGCAUAGAGAAUCGUAUCAAGUCAAUUGAGGUGGCAAAAUCGGCCAUGAGCUAUUUGUCUAGCCGAUGCAGUGCUGAAAUUCAAAUCUUUAUAGUUGAGCCAAAUCCUAAAUCACUUGAUCCCGAAAUUUUUCAAAUCGAGUCCGUUUCUUUAUCUACACCAGAAGCAUCUUAUCCGCAGUCCGAGUCGCGUUCAAUUCAGGCUUCACCUUACAUUAGACCAUGGUCAUCUAGGCUUUCUAAAGUUGAAAAAGAUGAUAUCCCUGGCCUUUCGGAAAAGCUUGUGGAAGUAUGUACUACAGGAUUGGCAAUCACGGUGCCAGAAAAUCAAAUCGGAUAUUGUGUAAUUCCAAUUAAUAAUGCAAAUGGAGAGUGCAUUGCAUUGGUGACUCUCAAAUCUGACAGCAACAUGGAGGCUUUGGAUGAACGUGUAAAAGAAAUAUCCAAACUCUGUAAAUUAAUUGCUGGAGCUUUAGAAAAUUUUAAAGAAAGUCAAUUUGGAGCAGUAGAAAGCACACAAAGUGUGCAUCUGGAUGCCAGUUCAAUUGAUGAGAUGACUCGGCGACGAUUUAUUUUUGGAAAAAUAGUUCUUGGAUAUGUACGAGAGUUGUUGCUCAAAAUGGACAAUCGGGCUUUGGCGGAACUUCGUAGCUACAAGAAACCUCCAAAAUCCGUGCAUCGUCUUGUCAAAGGCGUGCUGUAUAUUUUUGGAAAAACACCAAAAGAAGUCAAAAUCUGGUUAGACACAGUCAAGCUAUUUACAAUGGAAAUUGUCAAAAAAAUGAUUCAUUAUGACCCUACAGCUAUUCAGAAAAAGAUCCGGUUUACACGAGUCAAAAGGAUUCUAAAAAUGGUGCCUUUCCAAGAUCAAGGAGCUGAUAAAAACUACGUGGGAUCACCGGCGCAAAUUAUCCGUGAUUGGCUCACAGUUGUGGUUGAGCUUAGAGAUCAAGCAGUUACUGCACGUCGUGCAAGACCCGAUGUGUUUGCUCUUGCAUCGCCUGAAUCGACAAUUAUGGAGGAUGCUGAUGAAGAGGAAGAGGAUGUGGAGAAAACAGCUAGUGAUGGAAAUAUAUAUGAGGCAGACACCAAGAUAGCAUCACAUAGCGAACUGAAUUCCCAGCCAAAUGAUAUAGCAGAUAAUAUGGUGGGUGAAGAUACUGAAGGAUCGCAGUUGGAUCUUACUGUUCGGUUUGGUGAUGAAGAUGUGGUAGCAACUACCGACGCGCCAAAAAUAUAG